Molecule: messenger RNA, 775 nt
Organism: Erythranthe guttata (spotted monkey flower)
Lineage: Eukaryota; Viridiplantae; Streptophyta; Magnoliopsida; Lamiales; Phrymaceae
Source: RefSeq, a predicted model, not a curated record
UAUUCAAAUAGAAUACAAACGUAAUACAAACGUGAGGGGUAUUUUGUGUACAUUUCGUAAUUGAGAGGUGUGUUUGUGACACACCCAUAAUUUAGAGGGGCAAAGUGAAGGUGGCCCUUUUUAAAAUGUUUUUUUAAUAGUAGUUGGGAUGAGAGGAGGCACGUGGAAGCCCAAAAUCAGCCCAAGGUUUUGACUCUCUCUCUCUAUCCGCCGUUGGAUUAUUAAAUACGAAUUGAACAACAUACAUACAUACAUACAUACAUACGUUGCAAACGCUGUUGCAUCCUGUUUUCCUUUCUAUUAGUUUCUGCCCCCCCCUUUUUUCGUUUUAUAAUUAUAUAUUUUACGCAUUUAGAAGUGACUAGAAGCACUGCCCUGCCCCCUUUUUGUUAUAUAAUAUAUGAAAAAGAUUCAAAUUGUGGCACGCAGUUGAAUUCCCAAACAUUGAAGCAAGAAAAACAACUAGUAAUUAAUUAGAGAAGCAUGAUACUGGUGGCUAUAGUGGCGGAGCUUCUGGAGGAGUACACGGUGGUGGUGGCGCGUGUGCUGGAACACAUGUUGCAAGACGCGCCUUUGCCCUUUCCACGGCGGGUUCGAUUCCUCAUACUGCGCAAUCUCCCUUUCGCUUCUCCCCCUUCCGCUCCACAUGCACACCACCGCCUUCUAAAUCCCGCAACGCCUCCUCUCGUUCGUGUAGCAACUUCCAAUGCCUAAUCUCUCUCUCUCUCUCUCUCUCUCUCUCUCUCUCUCUCUCUCUCUCUCUCUCUCUCUCUCU